CGGAUUUGGAUGAUUCGGGUCGGGUUAUCUGAUCCAAAAAUAAUAAUCGGAUAUAUCCGGUCGGGUCAAUUAGGUAGGGUCGGGUUUGCUCUCCCCUACCCUCCUCAUCCGCCCGCAGCAAAAAAAUUGGAAUAUUUGUGGGCCCACUUUUUUACGCAGUUCGUUAGCAGUAUUUUUAAGGCUGUCGCUGGCUGCCGACUCGCAAUUCCAAGUCCCCGCGCCGCUUCUUCUUCUUCUUCUUCCAGAAGGUCAACCUGCUUUUCUGGCUUGCUGCUACAUCUGCGUUACUGCUUCUUCAUCUGUGCGUAUGGAGAACGCACAUGAAACGAAGAACUUUUCUUUCCCCUCAGAGGAAGAAAACGUCCUGCGCUUUUGGAGGGAUAUUGACGCCUUUCAUACCCAACUUGAGCGCACAAAGGGCUGCCCGGAGUUCGUAUUUUACGAUGGCCCUCCUUUUGCGACCGGCAUGCCCCAUUACGGACACAUCCUGGCGGGCACCAUCAAGGACAUUGUCACCCGCUACAAGUCCAUGACGGGUCACCACGUCACUCGCCGUUUCGGUUGGGACUGCCAUGGUGUCCCAGUCGAAGCUGAAAUCAUGAAAAAGUUUGGAAUCACUGGUAGACGCCAUGUUCUUGAAAUGGGUAUUAAAAAAUUCAAUGAUCAUUGUCGAAGUAUCGUUUCGCGAUACGUUGCAGAGUGGGAGCAAUUGGUCACCAGGACGGGACGCUGGAUCGACUUUCAGCAAGGGUAUAAAACUAUGGACUUCAAUUUCAUGGAAACUGUUUGGUGGGUUUUUGAAAAGCUUCACUCCAAGGGACUUGUGUAUAGGGCGUUCAAGGUUAUGCCCUGCACAACAGCUUUCGAGACCCCUCUAUCAAACUUUGAAGCUGAUUUAAAUAAAAGACCUGUCACUGACCCUUCUAUAAUGGUGUCCUUCCCAAUUGUUAAUGAUCCCCAGAAUGCAGCUUUUGUAGCCUGGACAACCACGCCUUGGACUCUUCCAUCUAAUCUCGCUCUCUGUGUUAAUCCCAGCUUAGAAUAUGUCAAGGUUCGCAACAAAUAUUCAGGAAGUAUCUAUGUGGUUGCUGAUUGUAGUUUGUCAGAACUUCCGCCUGAGACACCGAAUUGCAAAGACUACCCCAUAGUUGAUCUGACGGAUUGUUAUGAAGUCUUGGAUAGAUUCCUGGGAAGUUCCCUUGUCAAUAUCAAGUACGAGCCGUUAUUUGAUUACUUCAUGGAGUUCUCUCACGUUGCUUUCAGAGUUGUCUGCGAUGAUUCUGUAUCCGGUCAAUGUGGCACUGGGGUUGUCCAUUAUGCUCCUCAAUUUGGCGAGGAUGAUUUUCGUGUUUGUUUGGAGAAUGGAAUCAUCAACAAGAAAGAUUUGAUUGUACCAGUAAAUGAAGCUGGCUUAUUCACUGAGAAAAUUUCUGAUUAUUGUGGUCGCUAUUUCAAGGAUGCAGAUAAGGAUAUUAUUGGAAGAGUAAAGGCAAAAGGCAGGCUUGUCAAGUCUGGCACUGUGAAUCAUGUGAAAGCUUUUUGCUGGAGAUCUAAUACUCCUCUGAUAAACAGAGCUGUUUUGUGCUGGUUUGUUUGUGUGGAAAAGUUGAAAGAUCAGUUAUUGGAAGUUAACAGACAGACUUACUGGGUACCUGAUUUUGUGAAGGAUAAACGUUUCCAUAAUUGGCUUGAGAAUGCACGAGAUUGGGCUAUAAGCCGCAGUAGAUUUUGGGGUACUCCUAUUCCCGUAUGGAUUAGUGAGGACGGUGAAGAAAUAUUGGUCAUUGAUUCAGUUGAUAAGCUUGAAAGGUUUUCUGGCGUCAAGGUAGUUGAUCUCCACAGAGAAAAUGUAGAUAAUAUCACGAUCCCUUCUUGCCGUGGUUCUGAGUUUGGUGUUCUUCGACGAGUAGAUGAUGUAUUUGAUUGCUGGUUUGAGAGUGGUUCCAUGCCGUAUGCUUACAUCCAUUAUCCAUUCGAGAAUACUGAGCUGUUCGAGAACAAUUUUCCUGGCCAUUUUGUGGCUGAAGGGAUUGAUCAAACCCGUGGAUGGUUUUAUGCUCUUACUGUACUGGCAACUGCGUUGUUUGGAAAGCCAGCAUUCAGGAAUCUAAUCUGCAAUGGGUUUGUUCUUGCUGAAGACGGAAAGAAGAUGAGUAAACAGUUGAAUAACUAUCCUUCACCAAUGGAUGUCAUCAAUGACUAUGGGGCCGAUGCUCUGCGGUUGUAUCUUAUAAACUCACCUGUUGUCCAUGCAGAAGACUUAUAUUUUAAAAAGGAAGGCGUGAAUGGUGUUGUUAAGGAUGUAUUUCUUCCGUGGUACAAUGUGUAUAGGUUCCUAGUUCAAAACUGCAAUAGACUUGAUGCUGAGGGCUCUCCAUUUAUCCCUUCUGAUCUAGCCUCUGUCCAAGUGUCACCUAAUGUGCUCGAUCAGUGGAUCAGCUCAGCAACUCACACUCUCGUGUCUUUUGUACGUAAAGAAAUGGAUGGUUAUAGACUUUACACGGUCGUUCCUUAUUUAUUGAAGUUUCUUGACUACCUGACAAACGUAUACGUGCGGUUUAACCGCAAGAGACUGAAAGGUCUUACGGGAGAGGAAGAUUGUCAAACAGCUCUCUCAACCCUUUACAAUGUGCUCCUGGUUACAUGUAAAGUUAUGGCUCCUUUCACACCGUUCUUCACAGAAGUUCUGUACCAAAAUAUGAGAAGAGUUUGCAACGGAUCAGAAGAAAGCAUUCACUAUUGCAGUUUUCCUGAAGCCGAAGGAAAGACGGAAAACAAAAUCGAACGGAGUGUGCAAAGGAUGAUUACUGUUAUUGAUCUUGCACGCAAUAUUCGCGACCGUCAGAAGAAGCCCAUUAAGGAUCCUCUUAGGGAGAUGAUUGUGGUGCACCCAGAUGCUGAUUUUCUUAAUGACAUUGCCACAAAGCUAAAACAGUAUGUGUUGGACGAGCUCAAUGUGAAAACUAUUGUCCCAUGCAAUGAUGUUCUGAAAUAUGCUGAUUUACGUGCUGAGCCGAACUACAGUGUGUUAGGCAGGCGCCUUGGAAGAGAUAUGGGUGCGGUUGCCAAGGGAGUGAAAGCAAUGUCACAGUCAGAUAUUUUAGCUUUCGAAGAAGCUGGAGAAGCAGUUGUUGCUAUGCAUUCUUUGAAGAUGACAGAUAUCAAGGUUUUCCGUGAUUUCAAACGUCCACUAGGUAUGGAUGCGUGCGACAUUGAUGCAGCCGGAGAUGGAGAUGUUUUAGUGAUCUUGGAUCUACGUUCUGAUGAUUCUCUGCGUGAAUCUUGUGUUGCACGUGAGAUCGUUAGCGGAGUGCAGAAGCUACGGAAGAGAGCUAGCCUUGAACCAAAAGAUGCAGUUAAUGUUUAUUUGGAGUCGCCAGAUAAAGCAGUCAUUCAGCAAGUGUUGAAAUCACAGGAAAAAUACAUUGGGGAUGCACUUGGAUCUCGAGUGAUCUUUUUGAUGGCUGCAAUAGAUGAUGAAUUGCAGGUCAUCUCCGAAGGAAAUUUCCGAAGUAUUUAUAAAGUGACAUUCAGAGUGAUUCUAACCAAGUGCUAAGCUUUAUUGUUUGCUAACAGGAGAGAUGUAAAGUUAACUUUAUUUUUGCAAUCACUAAUCUAUUGAUUUAGGAUAGGUUGUUCAACAUAGGAUCGUGUUAAAUUAAAUCAUUUAGUGAUUCACCACGUGUCCACGUCUACAAUUUGAGUAAAGUAAUUAACUUUUUGCAGUUUUAUUGUGUUGCGGACUUGCUGUGUUGCCCAUUAUUUUCAGUUUUGGUCAGCCUUGUUCAAGAUCUUUUUGUCCAUUAAUAAUGUUUUGUCCA
This is a messenger RNA of Cuscuta epithymum, 3821 nucleotides long. The record is from the annotation of a GenBank genome assembly. NCBI's taxonomy places the organism in Eukaryota, Viridiplantae, Streptophyta, Magnoliopsida, Solanales, Convolvulaceae.